Pneumocystis carinii B80 is the source of this 418-nucleotide messenger RNA. RefSeq lists its product as hypothetical. Gene Ontology annotation, cellular component: mitochondrial large ribosomal subunit. NCBI's taxonomy places the organism in Eukaryota, Fungi, Ascomycota, Pneumocystomycetes, Pneumocystales, Pneumocystaceae. Gene Ontology annotation, molecular function: structural constituent of ribosome. The record is from RefSeq and is a predicted model, not a curated record. Bases 46 to 345 code for a protein of 99 amino acids. The transcript is spliced from 2 exons.
AUUUCUUUAAAAAAUUAUGUUAAUUUUUAGAAAGUUAUUUCCUCAAUGGUUUUUUAUAAUAAAAUAGCUUCUAAAUUGCUAAUAAAACAUAAAUUUAUUAAAAAUAUAUCAAAAGGCUUUUCUUUUAAAAGUCUAGCUCCAGAAGGUACAGUUUUAAAAGGAAUCAAUAUUUAUAAAGAAAAAAUGGAUCCUAUAGCACUUAAAGAAUCGGAAUACCCGGAUUGGUUAUGGAAAAUUUUAGAUGAUUCAAAAACUUUUGAUGAAAAGAUAGAAAAGAAAAAAAAAAUUAGUAAAGACAAUAAAGAAAAAAUCAAAACCAAUAAUUUUCUAAGAAGCAGGCUUUGAAGAUAUAAUAAGGAUGUUUAAAAUAUAUACUUUACUUAAAUGAAAAUCUAAUUUUUAUAAAUCAUUAUAAAUA